GCAGUGCCCUGCCCAGGAAGUGAGGAUGCGGCAGAGGCAAUAGCAGUCGAGCCCCAGAGCCAGCCCAAGUCUCCACUGGAAAAGUUCAUGGUCCGGCUGUGCACGCACCACCAGAAGCAGUUCAUCCGCGUCCUCAACGACAUUUACACUGAAGUGCAGCCGGGCCCGGACGGCCAGCCGGGCCCCGCGCCCGACGGCAUGGACGCCUCCACCUGCAGCUCUGGCUGCAGCCAGCUUCGAAGCCCUGACGCUGCAGAGAAGGGCGCCGCCUGUCCUGAAUUGAAGCCCCCUUCCUCCUCCGACGCCCCACAGGACCCUCCGAGCCACCUGCACGGGGCCGGGCAUGCCCCCAGGCCCCCUGCGGACCCGAAGCCUGCGGACAGGACGGAGAGCUCAGCUGCUGCUUCCAAAAGAGACUGUUCCGAGCAACCCAGCUCAGCCAGCCCAAAGGAAAGCCCUGCUCACGGAUACCUCACCACAUCCAACUCUUCCUCACUGCACUUCCACUCCGCUGCCAAGGGCCUGGAGGGCCCGCACGUGGGGCACGAGCCUGAGCAGGGCGCCUGGAGAGGCGAGGACAAGGACCCGCUCCCGGGCAAGGCCCUGGGCUGGGCAGCCAGUGUGAACGGUAGCGAGGACAGCUUGGAGGGCUGCCUGGUGUCCCCCAGGAACUCCUCCUUCCGAGCCUUCCCCGAGGAGGCGUGGGACCCGGGGUUCUCGGCCCGGCGCGCCGACAAGGAGAACGCGCUGCAGUGCGGCUCCAAGGCCUCGCUGCACCCAGACCUGGAGGCCAGUGAGCACGACGCCAGGCCAAAGCCAGACCACCACCUGCACGGCGGUGGCAAGGCGAAGGCUGGCUACCACUUGCACCCCGGAGACAAGCCUCCUCUGGAGAGCGCCCGCGAUGCCUGGCUGCCCACCAGCAAGGCCUCCCACGGGCACGCACGGGCCAAGGGCCCCCCUGCCUCCAUCAAGACAUCCCGGAAGAGCAAGCGGGCCUCGGGGCUGCGCAUCAACGACUACGACAACCAGUGCGACGUGGUCUACAUCAGCCAGCCCAUCACCGAGUGCCGCUUCGAGAGCCAGCGGGCCGCGGCGCCCCGCAAGACCGCGCGCAAGAGCACGCGGGGCUACUACUUCAACGGGGAGUGCUGCGAGCUGCCCACCGUGCGCACGCUUGCCAAGAGCGCCCGCGCUGCCGAGGACUGGGGUGGCAGCACCGCCCUGAGAGCAGAUGCCUUGGCCACCGCGAAGCAGCCAGCUGCCGCGGCGGGGAAAGAUGGGGACAAGCGGGUCUCCCUGAGGCUCCUGGCCAAGGGGACCUUGCCAGGCAGAGAGACCAAGGAGAGAGCAGCUGAAAGCGAGCCCCGUGAGACCCAAACGCUGAAGGAGAGAGAUGUGGCAAGUGCCGAGCCGGCACCGGUGCCCCCAGCAGUGCCGGGCGGCGAGUGUGCAGAGACCCCCAGCUCACCGCUGCUCACCAAUGGCACCUCUCCCGCCCCGAGCUGCGAGGAGGAGACGUGGCAGCUGCCGGUCGGGGGGGAUGGGGACGCUCCCUCACCUGCCAGCGCUGGCUCCUGCGGGGACGUGGGGUCCGAAGCAGCCAGCAGCAGCAUGGCAGGGGACUCUGCUCUCCUCCCCGUCUCGGUAGCCGCUAGCAGCGAGGCAGGUCCACCGUGCUCUGAAGCACAGGCUACUGCAGAGCCCCCCACCAGCGGGGACCCGGAGGGGGAUGUGGGGCCCUCCACAGAGCUUCCUCCAGAGACCCCCGCUGCUGCAGACCAGGAGCUUCCAGCUGAGCCUCCGGCCAGCCCAGCAGCAGAGGCCCCCGAAGCCCCCGCUGCCAGCGUGGGCCACGAGUCCCCCGUGCAGCCCGCGGCCAGCCCAGCGCCGGAGCGCUCCCCUUCUCCACCGCCGGGUGCCGGGAGCGAGAGCGAUGCUGCCGCCCUGGAAGCCGCCGUCUCUGGGGCACCGGGCAGCAGCCCGCAGGCACGGGGGGAGGCCGAGCCAGGCCCCGCAGACCUCGGGGAGAGCCCGGAAGGGGAGCCAGCGCCAGGCGAGAGCCAGCCGGGUGAGGACCCCAUCCCAACGCCGCCUAGCCCUGAGGCCUCGGGGGCAGACGGCAGGGAGCCCGUCUCCCCCUGCGAGAACUCGGACAAGAAGAGGAAGAAAAGCCGGAGGGCCCUCGUGGCCUCCGACCGCUGCCUCCGGAGCCAGCACGCCGCGCCGGGCACUGAGGGCAGCGCUGAGGCUCCCGGCUCCCUCGCGUCCCUGCAGCUGCCCUGCCUUCAGAUCAAGCUCUCCAAGAGUCCCGGGGCAAAGCGCUUCAAGAGGGAGGUGCACCUGGCGGGCACGGCGCCCGUGCACUUCCCCAAUGACUGCUUCCAUCCCGCGCUGCUCGAGGGCACUGAGAUGGCCGCAGAGCUGCCGGCGGGCAAGGAGAACGGCGUCACCACUCGGCAGACCUACAAAAGCCUGCUGGCCAAGGAGGCGGCGGCAGCUGAAGGACAAGGGCCCCCGGGGAAGGGAGCCUCCCCCGCCCCAGGCAGCCCCAGCGUCUCUGGAGACAUGCUGGAAAUCUGCGUGGAGGCCAGUUCGGAUAAGCGGAGCGUCCUCCUCCCGAAGGACAGUGGCCCGGGGGCGGAGGUAGAAGCCAAGCAGCCGGCAGCAGAGCCCCGGGAGGCAGCUGCAGAUGCUGGGCAAGACCCUGAGACCUCCUCAGAUGCUGGCAAGGGGCAGCCUGGGGAUCUGGCCAGCAAUUCACCUGCUGGCCCUGGCAGCAGGGGCGGAAGCAAGCACGCUCCAUCCAAGCCCGCAAAGCUGCGCCGGCAGGCCCCGCCUUCGUACAACCUUCGGCACACCCCAGUCCCCAGCGAGGCGGCGAAGAAGAGCACCCUGGGGAAGGAGGCUGUGCAAGCCAGUCCCUCGCCACCGAGGGCAGAGGGCAGCGCCAGGGCUGAAGAGUCGCUGGAAGGGGACGCGCCAGGAGAUGGCAAGCCGCGGUUCGUGGAGUGGUGCUCCGAGGAGGAGAACCAGGAGCUCAUUGCCGAGUUCAACACCCACUACCUGAAGGUCCAGAAGGGCUGGAUCCAGCUGGAGAGAGAGGUGCAGCCGGCCCCCAAAGCCAGGAACCGGGCUGACAAGCUCAAGGAAAUCUGGAAGAGCAAGAAGCGGACGCGUAAGAGCCGGGGGCCGCUGGAGGGGCAGAAGCUCUCGCCGGUGCAGAUGCUGUUCAUGAAGGCGUUCCAGCUCUCCGACAUCUGCCGCUGGUUCCUGGAGACGACCGAAACCCGCUCCCUCGUCAUCGUCAAGAAGCUGAACACCCGGCUGCCCGGGGAGCUGCCCACCAUCAAGCCGCCCCUGCAGAAGUUCCCCAUGCCCGGGCCGUACCCCAGCUCCCUGCAAGCCGAGCGCCUGAAAAAGCACCUCAAGAAGUUUCCGGCCACCACGCCUGCCAGGAACAACCCCAAGAACCAGAAGCUGCUGGCCAAGUUGCGGGAAAGCACCGACAGGAUGGAGGCCACAGCAGAUGCCAGUCCUGCCCCGGCGCCGCCCGCUGAAGCCCGCUGCGACGCGGCCAGCGAGCCCCGCAGCACGCCGCCGGCCCCCAGCCUGCCAACGCAGGCCAGCACGCGCAUCCUGCGCAAGUACUCCCAGCUGCGGGGCAAGCUCCGAGCCCAGCACCGGGCGCUGAAGCCCGAGAAGAAGGGGGAUGGGGCCCCGGAGCCCCCCGUCCUGGAGAGCAAGAGCCGGAAGAGCGUGUGCAUCAACCCGCUGAUGUCCCCCAAGCUGGCCUUGCAGGUCAAAGCGGACGCGUUCCCCAAGCCAGCGCCGGCAUACAGAGCACUGAAGGGGCGCAAGGGGAAGGGGCAGCCCGCGGACGACGCCCCGGCCAAGGCCGACCCGCAGCUGGGCAGGAAGAAGAAGCCGCCGAGCGAGGGCAGCGGUGCCCAGGAGAGGCCUGGCUCCUCCAGCAGAGACCGGCUCCCCGCCAAGAAGGCCGGCAAAGCCAAGCACGUGGAGAUGCCCACCAAGGCGCCCGCCACCAGGAAGCAGGCAGCAGCGGAAAGAAGCAAUAAGCUGGAGAAAAAGGGGCUGCCGAAGGAGAAGAGAGCCCUGAAGAGGCCUCUGGCGAAAAGCCGGCUCUCCACACACAAGGGCAAGGAGAACACCAGCAGACGGGCAGCGCCCGGGCACGAGGGCCUGGCCAGGUCCCCCAAGCAGGUGCCAGCCGGGGAGCCCUCCACCAGGUCCCAGAAGGGGUCCAGCAAGAAGCCCAGCGGUGGGAAAACCCUGACCCGGGCCAUGAAGAAGAGCCAGGAGGGCGCCGGGUCCCAGGGCAAGAGAAAGCUGAGGGCGAAAGGGGACUGUUCGCACAGCAAGCGAACGCGGCUAGACACGAAAUAG
This is a messenger RNA of Gavialis gangeticus (Gharial), 4407 nucleotides long. RefSeq lists its product as uncharacterized. The transcript is spliced from 3 exons. The record is from RefSeq and is a predicted model, not a curated record. NCBI's taxonomy places the organism in Eukaryota, Metazoa, Chordata, Crocodylia, Gavialidae. Bases 88 to 4407 code for a protein of 1439 amino acids.